AUGUUGCCCUACACCGACGUGCCCAUCCAACGUCGUCUUUUCUCCAACUGUGAGAAAGCCAGGACAUGGUACUCACAUCUAAACAACUAUCCUGGUCUGUUUGGUGCGGCAGCCAACUCAUCCGAGAAGUAUGUCACCAGCAUUGGUGUGCCUCCACUCGCUCAAUCAAAGUUGCAACAAUCAGGAUUCUACACACCUUAUGGAGCAUUCCCUGUUAUCUUGGCCAAUCAUUCAGUUGGAUUGGUGUGGUACAACAACAUGCUCAGGGGCCCGGCCAUGCAAGGACCCUACGGAUCGAACGAGUCUGGUGAUAACGAUGGCAAGGCCACUUCAAACAAUGUAUCAUGGGACACCAAACAAACUACAGUCGUGGCGAUACUAGGUGGAAUUGGAAAGAUUGUUAGAGAGGCUUUGAAAGAAGAUUGCAAGUAUCAAAUGUUCUAUGAUAGGAUUGAUGCCUCAUACUCCAAGCAGUUCCCCAAGUUGCUAGGUGAGGAAAUACCAUUUGCUUUGCCAUCUGUGACUGCUCCACAUAAUGUUGGACGUGAAGAUUUUACCUUGUGUCAGAGCAAAUAA
This is a messenger RNA of Acytostelium subglobosum LB1, 576 nucleotides long. RefSeq lists its product as hypothetical. The transcript has a single exon. The record is from RefSeq and is a predicted model, not a curated record. Bases 1 to 576 code for a protein of 191 amino acids. NCBI's taxonomy places the organism in Eukaryota, Evosea, Eumycetozoa, Acytosteliales, Acytosteliaceae.